AUGGCCAAGUCGGUUUGCAUCGUCGGCGCCGGCCCCGCGGGCCUUGCCGUCGCUAAAACCCUGCUGCACAAUGCACCUAGGGGCGACUUCAAGGUCACCGUCUUUGACGCCCAGCCAGACGUCGGCGGGCUUUGGCCGACGUCCGAGGCCGAUACAGGCCGCCAGAUUCAUCCGCUCAUGCUAGCCAACCAGAGCCGCCACACAAUGCACUUUAGCGACCAGGCCUGGGACGACCUGACCCCCCAGCUGCCCCGAGCAUGGAUGAUUGGCCAGUACCUCCAGCGCUAUGCGGCCAAGUAUCUUACCGGCAAUCCGGACUUCCAGCUCAAUCUCAAGACGCGUGUCAUGCGUACCGACAAGGACGGCGAUGGCUGGAAUGUGACUGUCCAGUCUGACGGGGUCGACAAGACCACUCAUUUCGAUCGCCUCAUUGUGGCGUCGGGCUACUUUGGCGACCCGGUCAUCCCAAAGGCGUGGAAAGAAAACACCGCCAUCCCAGUCAUUCACAGUAGCCAGUACAGAGACCUACAGUCGCUUCUCGGAACCUCUGCCAAAGGCGGCAAGAUCUUGGUCGCCGGUGGCCAAAUGUCUGGCGUCGAGAUCGCGGCCACCAUCGGCACCCAUCUCUCAAACGAGAUCAAUUCUCCAGACGAAAGCUCCAUACAUAAUAUUGAAAAGUAUAGUAUUCAUCACGUUAGCCCACGCCACCCCUGGGUCAUUCCCCUUCAUACAACACCCGAGCCGAAAUGGAAAGCUCCACCAUUCCUACCACACGACUUCUCGUCUUUCAACAAGAACAAUAGGCCAGUACCAUUCACUGACUCGCAAGGCCAUAUCCCGGAAGAGAGGGCCAAGAUGGUACAUGGGCGACUGCGGGCUUCGCUAGGACCGAGACAACGGAUUGGUUCUGAGACGGCCAACCCCGAAAUCGCGGAUGACUCGUUACCCCCAUAUCUGUCAUGCAGUGACUGGUACUGCGAUUUCGUGCGCUCAGGCUUCAUUACUGUGCAAAAUGGCAGACUGGAAUCCCUCGCCGGGUCAACAGCCAAGCUCGCCGAUUCUUCCAUCCAAGACGUUGCUGCCGUCAUUCUCGCGACGGGCUUUGACCCGGAGCCUUGCAUCGGCUUUCUACCAGAAGAUGUGCUGACCACACUCAAGUACUCGCCUGCACAUCCAUCCAACCUGCUAGCUCUCUCGUUUCACGCGACGCAGCAUCCCGAUGUGCCCAACUUGGGCUUUGUCGGAUUCUACAGAGGAGCGUUUUGGGGAGUAAUACAGAUGCAGGCCAGGUUCAUCACGGCGCUAUGGUCUAGCAAGGGUCCGUCGGACACACUCCGCGCGAAACUGGCCAGCGAUCGAAGCAUUGCGAGGACGCUUAGUCUUAGGGAUGACCCGCGCCAAUCACAGUUCCCCAUGGGCGAUUAUCAAUUUUUGAUGCAAGACUUUGCCGAGGCGCUGUCACUGGACAUUAACUCGCCGCUGGUUGUCGAUGCCCCCAACCUCACCACCAACAAGCUCCCUCUAGAAGUUUUCGCCCCAUUCCGCUUCUCAAUUCCGAACGAAGACGGCCAAGACAAUGUGAACGCACAGAAACUCAUGCAAGAUGCGGCGACAGUUCUGAAGGAUGCCCUGACUACUCCCAGAUUCGUCUCUAGAGCCGUGUUCCGCAGCCUCCUGGGAACGUGGGAGUUGGAGCGCGAUCUCACGAGCAAGCUUCCUACACAUCCCAGCGGCCAUUUCAGUGGAACCGCCCAGUUUCUCCUGCGGGCCAUCACCAAGGAGGGCGUUCAAUGCACGACGAAAGAGGGCGUCAUGCCCCGGUGCCAAGACGGCGAGAGCUACGAAUACCUCUAUAUCGAAGACGGCGAGUUCAAAACGGACCAGGGCUUCGGCUUUCGCGCCACGCGUCGUUACGUGUACCGGUACGACGAGGCAUCCGGUGCGAUUACGGUGUGGUUUGCCAAGCCUGACGACAAUAAGCGCGUCGACUACUUUUUUCACGAGAUCGAGUUUGAAGAUCCGCCCGUAGGGGGCCACAUGCACGGCUGGCCGGCCAAGUCGGGACACUUGUGCAUUGACGAUUACUACAACGUGAACUACAACUUUGUAUUUGACUCGGUCAACCUAGAGAGCUGGGUGUGCGCAUACACGGUGAAUGGGCCGCAAAAAGAUUACACAAUCCGUGGGACGUAUACACGAUAA
Molecule: messenger RNA, 2202 nt
Organism: Cordyceps fumosorosea ARSEF 2679
Lineage: Eukaryota; Fungi; Ascomycota; Sordariomycetes; Hypocreales; Cordycipitaceae
Product: FAD dependent oxidoreductase
Exons: 3
Coding region: 1-2202 (733 amino acids)
Molecular function (GO): N,N-dimethylaniline monooxygenase activity; NADP binding; flavin adenine dinucleotide binding
Source: RefSeq, a predicted model, not a curated record